This is a messenger RNA of Cottoperca gobio, 2737 nucleotides long. Its product is annotated as rap guanine nucleotide exchange factor 1-like. NCBI's taxonomy places the organism in Eukaryota, Metazoa, Chordata, Actinopteri, Perciformes, Bovichtidae. Gene Ontology annotation, biological process: Ras protein signal transduction. Gene Ontology annotation, cellular component: plasma membrane. Gene Ontology annotation, molecular function: guanyl-nucleotide exchange factor activity. The record is from RefSeq and is a predicted model, not a curated record.
CCCUGUGGGGACAGGCUGAAAUAAACUGAGAGAAAGAGGAAGAAGAGAAGAAGGAAGGAAGAGACGACGUAUGAGCGGUAUAACAUGAGAGCAGAGGAUUAAACUGUUGCUCUGCUGAACUCUGUCCGUCUGUCCACCUGCAGACAUGUCCUCCCGUCCUGAGAGUAAGACAGCCUCCCAGUUUGUGUCUCUCACCAUGAGGCUGAAGGACAAGCUCCACACGCAGAGAAUCAGACGCUCUGAACGGAUCAAACACACCCUGACACAGAGAGUCAAACCAGCUGACCUGAACCUGCAGCACACACACAAGUCGGUGUGUGUGUUAGUGGAGCAGCAGCGGGCCGUCGUCAGCGCUCUGCAGUACUUCAAAGCUCUGGUGGACAAACUCGUUGUGGACCCGUCUGUGGUCGGCGGCUUGCUAGGCGGGGCGUCCGGCGGCGUCCUGGAGGCGGUCCAGACUAUGGUCCAGCUGGAGCCGUACCUGCACAACAGUAAGACCGUCUCCGCCUGUCUCACUCAUCUCUACCUGUCUGUGGCUCAGCUGAUUCGCUGGGCUGAUCAGGUGAUGCUGCAAGGCGUUGCUCAUGGCAACAAGGAGUCCACAGCGAGUGUUACCACAGUCAUCAGGGCCGUGCUGGACGGCGUCAAGGAACUGGUCCGAUUGGCUGCAGAGAGACAAGGAGACUCCGCCCCCGUGUCUCCUGUCCAAUCACAGGCUGCCGUGGGACAGACAGGCGGGUUUGACGACCAACAGACAUCAGACAGGGCGUCAACCUGCCGCAGUCCAGGAGCUCCUGCAGAGGAGCAGACUCCGGCAGCUCCUCCUAAACCCCCCAUGCCAUCCUCAGAGCCCCUCCCCCAGCUGCCCCCCCCACAGGGACUCAGUCCUCCAGCCCUGCCGCCUAAAAAGCGCCAGUCAUUACCGAGUCCUGCCCCCUGCAGGGUUGACAUAGUAGCACCAAUGAGACGCGAGCCUGAAGCAGACAGACAGGUAGAGGAGGACGAGAGUCUGAAGCGUUUCUCUUCGUCUGCUGAGAAUAGUCACUGUGAGGACGAUCCAGACUAUGACUUCCUCCUCACUGACCUCUCGUUCUCUGAGACUCUCCCCCCCGCCCUGCCAGAGAAAAUACGCUACAGCACUGCAGGAACAACCAUCGCUCAGGCCCCGCCUUCCUUUGGGUUUGACCCUGCCCAAUGUGAUGACGUAACUGGUCCUGAUGAUGUCAUGUCCUCCCCGCUGUCCCCCAGCAAGACACCCCCUCCCCUCCCCGAGAAGAAACGGCACAUCCAUCAGUACCUGCAGUUCUGCUCAUCCUACAGCGCUCAGUCAGCAGCCAUGUUCUACCAGCGACCUUUCACCUUAAGUCAGAGUUACAGCAGCAGGCAACAAGAGGUGGAGACCGCCUACCAGCUCACACACACACACCUGGACACACACCUUGACACACACCUGGACACACAGACAUUAGACUCCGAGCUGCUUCCUCCUCCAGUUCUACCACCGAAGAAGAGACAACAGGAUUCAGUUGGACUGUAUGAAGAGAAGCAGAGCAGAGACAGUUCCCAGAGUCUCCAACAGGAGGAGCAAGAGGAGGAGGUGCUACUGACCGAGCGGCAGGAGAUCCUCCACAGAAUCACGAUGAAACCUCAGGAGGAGGACGGGCCGGACGUGAAAGCUGCCUCUCCUGAGAUCCUAUUGGUCCACGCCACAGAGACUGACGGCAGAGCAGAACAGAUCCUGUACCGUGAAGCCUUCCUCUCCACCUACAGGAGCUUCAUCAGCCCAAAUGACGUCAUCAGCAAACUGCAGCACAGGUACAGGCACUUGUGUGAAUUACGUGAAGCUGCACACCUGAGCGCUGCCAAGAACACCUUUCACCUGCUGGUCAGGGUGGUCGACGAGCUGUGUGCGGUGGAGCUGGACUCUGAUUUGCUGCUGCUGCUGAUGGACCUGGUGUUUAGCCUCCUGAUUGGAGGAAAGCUGGAGCUGGCCCACUUGCUGCACUCCAACAUCCUGUCCAAGAUGGAGCAGAGGGGAAAGCUGAUUGGCUCGCCUCAGUCUCACCGCCCCCUUGCCGCCAGGGGCGUGGCUGCCAGACCCGGGACUCUUCUGGACUUCAGGACUCAGGAUUUAGCUGAACAGCUGACUCUGCUGGACUCUGAACUCUUCUGCAAGAUCGGGCUCCCUGAGGUGUUGUUGUGGUCGAAGGAGCAGAAUGAGGAGAAGAGUCCGAACCUGACGGAGUUCACACAACACUUCAACAACGUGUCCUUCUGGGUUCGUUCAGUCAUCAUUCUUCAGGAUAAACCUCAGGACCGAGAGAAAUUGCUGCUGAAGUUCAUGAAGACUAUGAAGCACCUGAGGAAGCUGAACAACUUUAACUCAUACCUGUCCAUCCUGUCAGCGCUGGACUCCGCCCCACUGAGACGCCUGGACUGGCAGAGGAGCACGGCGGAGGCUCUGGAGGAGUACAGUUCUUUGAUUGACAGCACAUCAUCUUUCAGAGCCUACAGAGCCGCUCUAGCUGAAGUGGAGCCUCCCUGUAUACCCUACCUGGGUUUGAUCCUUCAGGACUUGACCUUCGUCCACCUGGGGAAUCCUGACAAGGUGAUGACAUCACAGGGUUCAAAGGUCAACUUCUCCAAACGCUGGCAGCAGUUCAACAUCCUGGACACUCUGAGGAGCUACCAGCAAGAGUUUAAUGAGGAGUACUACAAUGUUACUGCAAUUGAAUGA